AUGGAAGAAAAUCAAACAUUUUUUAUUAAACUCGUUGCAUCAGGGAGGGACCAGACUGAUGUUAAUGCCUUGACAACUGGAACAAGUAAAAAAGACGACCAUCAUGCUCUGGGAAAAAAACAGACUGAAGAGCUAGUAAACCCUAUUGGAGACAAAAUGAAAACCGAGACUGAAAACACUAAUGCUGAGGUAUUUUACGAUCCUAAUAAGGAUGGAGGAAACAAUGGAACCAUGGACGGGAAAACAAUAGACAGGACAACACAAAAUAAUGAAUCAGUCGUAUUUAAGAGAAAAGAUUCCAUCUUUAGAACCCCUCCCCCUCUUCGUAGGGCGUACUCUCUAAACCUAGAAAAUACCAGUCAAGAACCGAAACGAAAACGCGACGAUACACCUGAGAAAACAAAAACUGAAUUUGAAAUAUUUAUUAAGAAGAUGGAAACGGAACGUAACAAAGCGACAGAACAAACGCAGCAAUUAGCAUCGCUGAUCACUACUAUCCCAAACACAAAAAAGGAAAUUAAAAAUGCUAUCCACAAAGCGGAGUCAUAUACACAAAAAAUGACUGAGAACACUGGCUUCAUAGACCGACUUAUAGAAGAAUUACACGCGCCCUCAAGCAAAAGGACCACCGUCGCUCCUAAGAAAAUCAUGUGUGAAAUGGGCACACAAACGGUCAGUAACCAACAACUGGAAAAAGAAAGGCGUGUUAUGAAUAUUGAAAAGGCUAUGGACCUUGAGAUGGAUGAUGACCGACUUCAAGAGGAACUGGAACUGCAAUGGCCAGAAGAUGCUUUCAAAAAGUGUAAAAUUCACAAAGAAGCAAUAACCGGAGAGGAAGAAAACCUUUUAUUUAUUAUGAAAGCAGAAGAGACUAAGAAUAAUCUACUCUUAAGAAAACUCAAGGAGAAAAACCCCCAGCUCAGAAAAUAUGUUGAAGAAAAUAAAUUAAAUGUUGGUAAUAUGGUCGGAGGAAUCGCUAAAAGUGGAAUUUCCGGUGACGAAAUGGCCGAAAGUGCAGUAGAGCUAAUCACGUAUAUUGCAUUAACAGAAGGUCUAAACACAGUCGAAGAUCGAAUUAAAAUGAAAGAAAACCUGGUUAAAAUUAAGCAAAGUGACGAUAGAAAGCCGUUGAGCCAUAUAUGGUGCCUUAUAGACCAAAACAUUGCCUAUGGAGUCGCUCGAAAUACCCUUGAGUAUAUAGGAAGAAAGCUAGACAUUAGCUUUAAAGUUAUUACGAGUAAAAAUAGAGCCCACACAGUCGACGGAGACGAAGAAAUUAAUUGGGAGCUAGUAAAAAGUAAAAGGGAAAAUAACGAGGAAACCAUACUAAUAAAACCGACAGGCAACGCCUCCUUCGCGGACAUACUUAGGGAUAUGAAAAAAGACAUAAAGACCGAAGGGAUCACGAUAGAAAGGAUCAAUAAAACAAACAGCGGGAACUUGCAAUUAAAAAUAAGAGGAAAGGAUGAGAAAGAUAGGAAGACAUUCACGACUGCACUGAACACAACUCUCAGCAACGUCGCGCAGGUAGACGUAAAAACAAAAGGAAAACCCUUUAUGAUCCUGGAUAUAGAUGAGACCGUCAGGGAAGAAGAUAUAAGGCAGGUGCUGAAAAGAGAAAUGAAUAACGAGAACAACUUUGUGGAUGAAUCCCACAUUAAACUAGCUGAGAAAGCCAAUAAUAAAGGGUACAAAUAUGCUUUUAUAACAAUGCAGUUGGAUGCGGCUGGUUACAUAACAAGAAAGAAAAGGAUUGGAGAAGGAUGGAACCGAUGGAGAAUAAGAGAGUUAGAUCCCGUGGAAAGAUGCCGUAAGUGCCAUAGGAUAGGACACAGAGGAGAACAGUGCAAAUAUAAGGAAGAAGACAGAAAUAACUGCCACAAGUGUGGAGAGGGCGGACAUAAAAAAAGGGAAUGCACUAACGCAGAGCAUUGUUACCUAUGUAACACAAACGGACACACGGCGGAAACAAUGAGGUGUCCAGAAUAUAGAAAUAUAAUUAAAACAAAUAAUGAGGAGAAGAGGGCUAGACUAAAUAGUGUCUUUUAG
Molecule: messenger RNA, 2049 nt
Organism: Psylliodes chrysocephalus
Lineage: Eukaryota; Metazoa; Arthropoda; Insecta; Coleoptera; Chrysomelidae
Source: the annotation of a GenBank genome assembly